Baudoinia panamericana UAMH 10762 is the source of this 1103-nucleotide messenger RNA. RefSeq lists its product as uncharacterized. The record is from RefSeq and is a predicted model, not a curated record. Lineage: Eukaryota; Fungi; Ascomycota; Dothideomycetes; Mycosphaerellales; Teratosphaeriaceae. The transcript has a single exon. Bases 160 to 963 code for a protein of 267 amino acids.
GUGUUUACAGCGCAACAACCACACCCGGUCCAAGCUUCCCUUCCGACGUCAUUGCGUAGAGCCUUCUUCUUGUGUGCAGGUAAAAAUUCAUGGUGAAGUUAACAUAGGUCCGGUUAAGUCCAGCAUCUACAGUCUGUCUGGCAACUACAUAGCCCUAUAAUGGCUGUCUGCGCAAAAUGCGGAAAGCCUCUCACUCUCGACAUCCAACCUGAAGACGACGAUGAAGAUGUGGAGAUGGAGCCAGACGGCCAGGAGACCGUUCCUGACGACGUCCUGCUACCUUGUGGUGACCACUUCCAUUGGGAAUGCCUGCUUGAAUCUUACGAAUAUAGCAAGUGUCCGCAGUGUUCGCAGUCCAUCAUUUCCUCAUCCGCCGGCAGCUCGUCACCUCAAUCAGAGGAUCGAAUAAUUGUCGACUUGGACAAUGAGGGUGGUCUCCAACGCGGAAUAGACAUAAUGCCUUUGCUCAAAGAAGAGUCGUACCUGCGUACCUACCCUGAAGAGCGCAAAUGCCGUGCUUUCCUUGAGUUCUGCCGCGAGGGAGAUCAUCGUGCUAUUGCCGACCUGCUGAAAAGCUGCGGUGAGGAGUUCACGGCUGAGGACGAAGAUGGCAACCUCAUUACGGAGCAAGCGCCUGGCUCCAGCAAGGCGGCCGACGAGAUAUUGCGCUACCAAGAUCCGAUUGGCGACAUGGCUUCCGGCUUACAUGCAGCGGUUGCGAAUGGGAAUAGAGAGGUCGCGUGGUUGCUGUUAUUGCUGGCGAGCGAGUAUCCUGAGAUGGACUUUCCAGCUUUAGUUUUCCAGGAGGCUGCAGCGCUGGGUGUGAUGCGCGAGGAGCAGACGGGAAAGGUAGAUAUCCGCAGUCUGAAGGAUGCGCAAGGUCGGACGGCGGAAGAUGUCGCGAAGGAGGUCGGGAUCGUCUGGAACGGCUGGAUUGGGAAUGCUCGACUGGCUAUGCCAUGAGCCCGGAGACAUGGUGUCGAAAGAGCGGUCUGCGGCCUCCACCUGUUACAGGACCGCCAUCACUCGCGUUUAAGCUUGAUCACACAGACUGAACGCCGUUCAGUCUUGCGCCUUCGCGCUACCCCCAGCCUUCGGUCUCA